GCAGCACCGCCAAGCGUUUCAAUCCUCUGUACUCGUUUCAUCGCAGAAUCGACGACAGCAGACAUGGCAGACACCGCAGCUUCUCCCAAGAAGGCCGCCAAGGCGAAGAAGCCCAAGGCACCAGCAGCCCACCCACCAUGCAGUGACAUGAUCACCGCGGCCAUCACCGCUCUGAAGGACCGCAAGGGCACGUCCCUGGCGGCCAUCAAGAAGUACGUGGCGGCCAACUACAAGUUCGACGUGGACAAGCAGGGCCAUGUCCUCAGGCGCACCCUGAAGCGCAUGGUGGAGAAGGGCACUCUGACCCAGCCCAAGGGCAAGGGCGCCUCUGGCUCCUUCAAGAUCAGCGCUGCCGCCCAGAAGCCAGCCAAGCCCAAGAAGAAGCCCGCCGCCAAGAAGCCUGCCGCCAAGAAGGUGAAGAAGGCCAAGAAGCCAGCUGCAAAGAAGCCUGCGGCCAAAAAGGCAAAGAAGUCUCCCAAGAAAGCGGCAAAGAAGACACCCAAGAAGGCCGCUCGCAAGAGCGCCCCGGCCACCGGAGGUGUCAAGAAGCCCCAUCGUUACAGGCCCGGCACCGUGGCCCUCAGGGAGAUCCGUCGUUACCAGAAGUCCACCGAGCUGCUCAUCCGCAAGCUGCCCUUCCAGCGCCUGGUCAGGGAGAUCGCCCAGGACUUCAAGACCGACCUGCGCUUCCAGAGCUCUGCCGUCAUGGCUCUGCAGGAGGCUAGCGAGGCCUACCUGGUCGGUCUCUUCGAGGACACCAACCUGUGCGCCAUCCACGCCAAGCGUGUGACCAUCAUGCCCAAGGACAUCCAGCUGGCCCGCCGUAUCCGUGGCGAGCGUGCUUAAACACCUAGCCUGACCCAAGUGACCCCGGCCCUUUUCAGGGCCACCCACAUUUUCCAAAAAGAACGAUGUU
This is a messenger RNA of Branchiostoma floridae (Florida lancelet), 916 nucleotides long. RefSeq names its product histone H3-like. Gene Ontology annotation, molecular function: structural constituent of chromatin; protein heterodimerization activity; DNA binding. Gene Ontology annotation, cellular component: nucleosome. Bases 64 to 846 code for a protein of 260 amino acids. The transcript is spliced from 2 exons. NCBI's taxonomy places the organism in Eukaryota, Metazoa, Chordata, Leptocardii, Amphioxiformes, Branchiostomatidae. Gene Ontology annotation, biological process: nucleosome assembly. The record is from RefSeq and is a predicted model, not a curated record.